This is a messenger RNA of Blastocystis hominis, 510 nucleotides long. RefSeq lists its product as hypothetical. The record is from RefSeq and is a predicted model, not a curated record. The coding region runs from base 1 to 510 and encodes 169 amino acids. The transcript has a single exon. Gene Ontology annotation, molecular function: ATP-dependent activity, acting on DNA; DNA binding. NCBI's taxonomy places the organism in Eukaryota, Bigyra, Opalinata, Blastocystidae. Gene Ontology annotation, cellular component: nucleus.
AUGGGGGAAUUUGCCGAAUCAAACGAGACGGCAUCUCGUUGCAAAAUAGUCAUUUUUUCGCAAAAGCCGAGAUGUCUGGAGAUCAUUGCGUCGCAACUUUUAGAUCUCUAUUCGAAUAUCCAUUUUCUAACAGUCACUAGUGAGCUAUGUGCCGAAAAGAGAAUGGAAUAUGUGGAGCACUUCCAAACUGAUAAUGAAAUCUCUAUUCUCUUGGCUACCACAGGAAUUUGUGGACAUGGCUUUUCACUCACAGCUGCCAGUGUUGUCAUUUUAGUUGAUCAUAACUUUAACCCUUAUGUGGACGUCCAGGCGAUUGAUCGAUGCCAUAGGAUUGGACAAAAGAAUGCAGUGAUGGUAUAUCGCUUAGUCAGCAAUGAGCCCAACGAAGAAAGGCUUAUGAAGUACUGUUAUGCAUUCAAUUAUAACCCUUUAGUUUACAAAGGUUUAAGGAAUUUAUCGCUACAACCAUCAUUAAGACGGACAAAAGGGAUAGAGAGAAAUCGGCAGUGA